This is a messenger RNA of Fusarium mangiferae, 777 nucleotides long. RefSeq lists its product as uncharacterized. The record is from RefSeq and is a predicted model, not a curated record. The transcript is spliced from 2 exons. NCBI's taxonomy places the organism in Eukaryota, Fungi, Ascomycota, Sordariomycetes, Hypocreales, Nectriaceae. The coding region runs from base 1 to 777 and encodes 258 amino acids.
AUGUCUUCGAAGCAGCUGCGCAUUGGCGUUUUCAUGCCCUCAAGCGUACAGCUACUUGAUUUGGCAACUGUCGAUGUUCUCGCCUCAAUGUCCAAAGAAUACCUUCGCCUCCUUCCUCUCCCCGCACACAUUAGUGAAAUAGCACCCAGCACCAAGAUUACCUAUAUCACAUCGCCAAAGUUGUUUCCAACCGUGAGCUUAACUGCAGAUCUAUCCGUCCGUGCAUCACACACGUACGAGGAUGAUGACGUUGGUCCCGGCAAACUUGACAUUAUCGUCGUGCCUGGUACAGAUCCAGCAGACGACUUUGAAGAGGCAUCGACAAAGUGGCUAAGAGACCAUUUCAACACCGGGGGCGUUGAUGUAUUGUGCGUCUGUACUGGUGUUUAUCUAUGCGGUGCUGCAGGCAUUCUCGACAGCCGCCAGGUAAGUGGCCCUAGAGGGCUUCAGGAUGAAUUAAUCCGAAAAUACCCAAACGCACAUUUCGUCGGGGAGGAGUAUCGGUGGAUUCAGGACGGUAACCUUUGGUCAAGCGGUGGGAUAACCAAUGGCAAUGAUCUCAUGGCUGCGUAUGCUCAGGCACAGAACAAAUAUUGGCCAAAAUCGAUCUCUAAGCUGGGUGCGAUGUUGGUCGAUGUAGGUGAUCGACCUCAGAUUUACCAUCAGAGCCAGCGCAAGUUCUUUACGGUAUUCGCAUGGCAAGUAAUCCAGAGCUGGUUUUUCAGCCUGGUGCCAUUUGGGAAAGGUUUAUUUAGGGCGAAUAAUGAUUCCUCCUAA